This is a messenger RNA of Echinococcus granulosus, 651 nucleotides long. Its product is annotated as Reticulon-4. NCBI's taxonomy places the organism in Eukaryota, Metazoa, Platyhelminthes, Cestoda, Cyclophyllidea, Taeniidae. The transcript has 8 exons. Bases 1 to 651 code for a protein of 216 amino acids. The record is from RefSeq and is a predicted model, not a curated record.
AUGGCGUCUGAUACUGUUGCGCCUAAAAAUGAUAUUGUGUACAUCUGCCCUGCAAUCGAAAGGCUUUCACCCAGAGUAAUUUCUCUGAUCUACUGGAAAAAACCGGUUGAGUCAGCUAUCGUCAUGGCAACAGGCUUCACCCUCUUGUUCAGCAUUGGGUGUCUUUCCUUGAUAUCAGUCUUCGCUUAUGUUUGUCUUGCUAUUCUUUGCUGCACUGGUGCUGCACGUGUUUAUUACGAUCUGAUAACUUCUAAGAGAGAUGAAACCGCUUCCCCUCCGUUCAGCGACUGGUUUAUCAAAGACAAAGAAGCUUUGAGGCAGCGCGUUCAUGAUUAUGUGAAUGAGAAGUUUGACAAAACAGAGUCCACCUUCCAGGAUCUGAGGCAUUACCUCCUCAUUGAGAACUAUAUUGAUUCUCUGAAAGCAAUUCGCUCUACUCAUGUAUCUCCUGUCAAUUCUGGGUGGCUUCUUCAAUUUGAUCACCCUCGUUCUUCUCGCCUUUACGCUGAUCUUCACGAUCCCGAUGAUCUACGACUUGUGCAGAUUGACAAGUUUACUGAGAAGCCUAAACGGGAAUGGCGCAAGAUUUGGAGCAAAGCGAAAGCACAAUUUGAAAAAAUUCCAUACCUUAAAAAGGAAAAGCAAAACUAG